Molecule: messenger RNA, 4634 nt
Organism: Thunnus maccoyii (southern bluefin tuna)
Lineage: Eukaryota; Metazoa; Chordata; Actinopteri; Scombriformes; Scombridae
Product: hydroxycarboxylic acid receptor 2-like
Exons: 5
Coding region: 3471-4559 (362 amino acids)
Biological process (GO): G protein-coupled receptor signaling pathway
Cellular component (GO): membrane
Molecular function (GO): G protein-coupled receptor activity
Source: RefSeq, a predicted model, not a curated record
AUGUAUUCUAUUUUCACUGUAAUCAUCAGACGUUUUGUAGCAGUUUGUUAGACGUCAGCGAGUCUGUACUGCUUGUUAGAUAGUUAUCAAUUUGCGUUACCAAUUGAAAAAUGACCAGCAUUAUAUGUUCAGUAAGAGGGUGCCAUAACAACUCGAAGUAAAGACAGGAGUUUUUACAGAAAGAAUGUUUUGAACAUCAACCUCAACUUCAGUCUUAGUGCACCUGUUGAGCUCCGUAUGACCUGCAACCACCUCUGAAGGAGGACGAAGCUCUGAGACUCUGGUUGAAUGCUUUGAAUCUGAAAAACCCACGUCUUUUUGUGUGUUCCUUCCACUUUGUAGAUAAAAAGCCAACGAAAGAGUAUACCUACCCAGAGAAGUGGCUUGGCUAUGAAGCUCCUUUGAAGAAACCACAUUGGGUGCUAGUCAGGCAGUCAGCAUGGAGCAUGAAGCCAUGGAUCUGGAUGUGCCAAACUCCCAGAGUGAUGUUGGGUGCCAGUGGGAUGACCGCACACUUGGCAACCAUGGCUACAGUUCAAGUCUCCCCCUGAUGCCCUUGCCCACCACUGCUGACCGCGGAACACAAUGUGCCGAGCCUCUCUUCAAGACUUCAGGAGGACCGAAGCUCUCUCUCUGCUCUAUACUGGCUUGUCGCUUGCUGCCUUUUGUUCAGUGGCUGAACACCUUAUACCUUUCUACAAAGGAAGCUUCCAGCUCGACCCAACAGACCAGCUUCUGAUGACUUUGAUGAAGUUGAGGCUUAAUCUGCUCCGGGAUGACUUGGCUGAAAGAUUUAAUGUGUCUCAGAGUGUUAUUAGCCGAGUAUUGAGCUACUGGAUUGACCUCAUGGAAGAAAAUAUGAGGGAAUACAUUCCUUGGCUUCCAAGGGAAACUAUCCAAUGCUACAAUGCCCCAGUGCUUUAAAGAACACUACCAAGGCACAACUUGCAUCAUAGACUGCUCCAAGACCCCCCUCUAAAAGGCCAGGAAUCUGGAUUCCUGGGGAGAGUCUUUUAGCCACUACUAUGCCCAGAACACAGUCAAGUACCUGGUGGCAAUUGCACCCUGUGGCCUAGUAAUGUUCAUCUUCCCAGCUUACGGAGGUAGUAGUAGUGACAAAUUCAUUACAUCCGACUCGGGGUUCCUGGAAUACCUGUGUCCAGGAGAUGAGGUCCUGGCUGACCAUCCGUGACCUGCUCUGUGAAAGGAAGGUAAAACUCACAGUACCUGCCUUUACUGAAUUAGGGCCGCAGCUUUCUGAAGAAGACACCACCAGCACAAGGAGGACUGCUAAUAUGAGAGUUCAUGUGGAAUAUAUGAAUAUAUGCAUUAUAUGCAGAUUAAAGCACUCUAGAAUUAUUUCACAGGUUGUGCCAAUAAACCUUGCACCAAAAAUUGACAAAAUUCUGAGAAUUUGUGCUGUCCUGUGUAACCUGCAAGGUGACAUGAUUCAUGAAGAUGCUGAGUGAGAUAGACUGAAAACUGUUCAACUGUGAUGUUAUUCACAAAAGACAUACAAGAAAUGUACAGUAAAACGUUAAAAUUAUAACAAAGUUUAUUAAAGACAUACUAAUUUCAACAGCAUUCAACAAUGAAAUAGAUUUUUUUUAAACUGCUUGAAUGUUUUGUAUUAAAGCAGUUUUGGCAUUACAGUUUUAAUUUUGUUUCUGCAGUUUAUUUUGUCAAUUGAGAAACUAAUGAUGUUUUCAACACAUACAAAAGUGUCACAUUUUCAUCUGCAAACAUUUAUUUUUAUUAAUAUUACCAAGUGGGCUUUAUUUUCCAUCUUAUGUUACAUUGGCGUUGUGGUCAGUGGUUGUUAGGUUUGAGAAAAAAGACUGUGGUGUGUGGGUUUUGUAACCCCCACAGUGCCACUAAGGUUGUUUUUCACAUUUCACAUUGUGUUUCACAUUGAAUGUGAAACACUUUUGACCUAAAUGUUAUGUUGUAUAAUGGUUAAGAUAGCAGCAACCAUUGCAGAUAUUUUAUAUUUUAGCUAAAUAGUGGUAAUAUGGCUAAAGUUAGGAGCUUAUGUUACAGGUAUUUUACAUUUAACUGAAUGUUAGCCUUCAAGAUGUCUAAAGUUAGGAGCUAAUGUUACAGGUACUUUACAGUUUAGCUGAAUGUUUGUAUUCAUAAUGUCUAAAGUUAGGAGCUGAUGUUACAGGUACUUUACAUGUUAGCUGAAUGUUAGCAUUCAUGAUGGCUAAAGUUGGGAGCUAAUGUUACAGGUACUUUACAGUUUAGCUGAAUGUUUGCAUUCGUGAUGGCUGAAGUUAGGAGCUAAUGUUACAAAUAUUUUACAUUUUAGCUGAAUGUUAGCCUUCAUGAUGUCUAAUAUUAGGAGCUAAUGUUACAGGUACUUAACAUGUAAGCUGAAUGUUAGCCUUCAUGAUGGCUAAAGUUAGGAGCUAAUGUUACAGGUACUUUACAUUUUAGCUGAAUGUUCGCAUUCAUGAUGGCUAAAGUUAGGAGCUAAUGUUACUGAUAUUUUACAUUUUAGCUGAAUGUCAGCCUUCAUGAUGGCUUAAGUUAUCAGCUAAUUAGCAACUAAUGUUGCAGAUAUUUUACAGUUUAGCCGAAUUAGUCUGUAUGAUAGUUACAGAUAGCAGCUAAUGUUACAGAUAUUUUACAUUUUAGUUGAAUGUUAGCCUGUAUGAUAGCUAUUGUUAUCAGCUAAUGUUACAGAUAUUUUACAUUUUAGCUGAAUGCUAGCUUUUUUGAUGCAGCUAAAUUUAUUGGCAUUUAAUCACUUUCUAUUUACCUUAGCCUUCAUAAUGGCCAAGACAGUGCAGCAUUGCAUUAUGUGCUUUGUCUUUUAUGAAAUUAUGAAAUUAUGAAAAAAAGAAAAAUAGGUUCCAGUUGAAGUAUUAACAAGUUAUGCCAGCCUUACAUCAAAUGACUUUUCAAACAAUUUCACUGUUGCAGUCAAAUUUCCAAUGUCAGAAUAAAAUCAUGAAAGUUUUGCUAGAGUUGUGGCGUGUUCCCGUCAUCUCAAUUGUUUGGUGUAAGUUGGUCAUUAGUUGUGGUCAGUGACUUCUAAAUACAGCACUUCACCAAAAAGUCAAAUGUUUCAAGAAGUGCACUUCGCCCAAGAUAUCUGAUCUUGCACAACUGUCUUCAAGCCUGCUUGAAUUGCGAGCAUGAUAAACAACACGGGAACACCCUCCUGUGAGAAAAAUAAAUAGACAGACCAAAAUUAUACAUCACUUCAUUUCCUCCUCCAAUGUGAUAUGAAUGACACACAGCGGACUGAUGUCAUUCGAAAGAAUAAGGAAGAGGGUUGAAAAGGGGAAGUGGCAAAUUCUUAAAGUAAUAGAGCUGACCCACAACUGUUUUUAAUAGAAGCACCUAAAAGUAAUCUCCUUUUUAGAUUGUCUUUCCAAAAUUUUCCAUCUCUCCAAAUUUCCACCAAUUUUCUCUGUUUUGGUUAAAGUUAAUAACACAACUUUAAGAUUUAAUUUGUCAGAAUGAUAUCUGAAGAUAACAAAAACUUCACCAUGACAAUGUCAAACUCCACAACUCCAAUUCCUGGUGAUGGAGGCUGCGGCGGAGGUGGCUGCCCACCAGUCCGUAGUCAACUGGAGGGUGCCAUCCUGCCCCCUGUUAUCACCAUCGACGUCAUACUGGGGCUGCUGGGAAACAUAGUUGCUCUGUGGAUCUUUUGCUUUAAACUGAAGGCCUGGAAUAUCAACAACCUGUUCCUCUUCAACCUGGUUAUCGCCGACUUCCUGGCUCUCGUGAGUCUUCCUCUCAGGAUCGAUGACUUUCUCAGAGGCCACUGGGUUUUUGGUGAUGGCUUGUGCAGGAUCAACCUCUUCCUGAUGUAUUCCAACCGCUCAGCCAGCAUCGCGCUCAUGACCGUGGUGGCAAUUUACCGUUACUUUAAGGUGGUCCACCCUCACCACUGGUUCAACCGUAUGACCAAGAGAAAGGCUGCGUACGUGUUGCUGUUUGUCUGGCUGUUGGUCAUCAGUCUUUGGGCUCCCAUACUGGCUAACAACCACAUCAAAGGCAGCAGCAACAGCACCCAGUGCUUAUACCUCACUUCUUCACUCACCAUCUUGGUCAAAAUGCACCGCAUCGUGGCGGUGCUGGAGUUCAUCAUCCCACUGGCCGCGCUACUGUUCUGCUCCAUCCGGAUUUCCAGCUUUCUGAGGCAGCGGCAGAUGGGAAAACUUGAAAAGGGGCGCAAGGCGAUGAGGGUGUGCAACGCCAUCGUCGCUGUGUACAUAGUGUGCUUCUUACCGACCAUGGUGACGACCAUCGGGCUGAGGGUCAUCCGCUCGUACCGCCCACAGGACUGUGCCACCCUCUACACUUUCACCAAGCUCACCAUCGUGUCUUUGGGGCUGAACUUCCUGAACUCGGCUCUGGACCCCAUCUUGUACGUCUUCUCCAGCUCCAUGUUCAGGAGGGCACUCUGCAGCUUGCUUCCCCAUUUCCUGCGCUGCGGUCAGGACGCAGGCGAUGUAGAGGAGACUGAAAGUCAGUCGACCACCGAGCAGGAACUGAAAUCCGUGAGGGCUGACAAAGGGAAUGAAGCCAUAUGCCUGUGAUCUCACACUGGAUCCAGACACAGCAAACAUCGAACUCACUCUGUCUGAGGGCAAUAAGAAGGCAACGCACGGAGC